AUGCCAGCUACUGAGACUCAAAAUGCUAAUGAAGUUCAGUCCAUUCAGUCGGACGUGAAUGAUAAACAAGUGUCUAUACCUUCAAAGGCAGUCAUAAAAGCUAGUUUACCAAAGACUACUUCACCUACUUCUCCAGUUAAUAACAAGAAGAAUGGCACGUCUUCUAAGAAAAAGUCGCUUGAUCCUCAAGAACUUAAUAAUAUGAUUCAAAAUAAAAUUUCUCAACUCGAAACUGAAUCGUCGAUUGAAGACGAAGAAGAAAAAUCCAUUGCAAAGGCUGUUAAAAAGGCAAGCAAGGAAAUGAAAGAAAUUAUCAAUUCUCAAAAUGAUGAUCAGAUUGAGAAAUUUGAUACAAUACAACAAAGAUACAUGGAAUUGUUUCAAGAUAUGAAACGGCUUGAACGUGACUAUGCUAAAAUGAAGAAACGUAAUGAACAACUACAAAAAGAAAAAGAUGCAGCGAAAAGUGAUUUGUCAAAAACAAGUUCUUUAAAACAUAAAUUAGAAAAUAUUUGUCGUGAAUUACAAAAGGAGAAUAAACGUAUUAAGGAAGAAAGUAAACGUUUAGCUGCAAGUGAACAGCAAAAGCGGGAAGAAUUGUCUAGUAAAUUUGAAAAUACUAUUUGGGAAAUCAAGUCUAAAAUGGAAGAAGACACCGAUGAAAAAAAAAAAGCGUUGAAAGAUAAGUUCCGUAGUUUUUUAGAACAAUAUGAGCUCCGGGAAAAGCAUUUUAAUAGCGUUGUUCGGUCCAAGGAUCUGGAAUUGCAAUUAUAUGAAGCAAAGCUACAACAACAAAAACAAUUGACUGAACAAGAGACAGUUAAAGUCAAUUCUUUGAAAAGUCAGGUGGAAACAUUUACUAAAACUGAGAUCGAGUUACGUAAACAACUCAACAUUUAUGUUGAUAAAUUUAAACAAGUGGAAGAGACUUUAAAUAAAAGUAAUGAGCUUUUUAUGACUUUCCGUAAAGAAAUGGAACAGAUGACCAAAAAAACGAAGAAACUUGAAAAGGAAAAUUCGGCAAUAAAAGGAAAAUGCGAUACGAUGAAUAAAAAUAUCUUAGAAAUGGCAGAAGAGCGAACUAGAGAUCAAAAGAUUAUUGAUGAUGCAAUGAAAAAACAAGCAAAAUUAGAAAAUUUGUGUAGAGCCUUACAGGUAUCAUUUGAU
This is a messenger RNA of Racocetra persica, 1167 nucleotides long. The record is from the annotation of a GenBank genome assembly. NCBI's taxonomy places the organism in Eukaryota, Fungi, Glomeromycota, Glomeromycetes, Diversisporales, Gigasporaceae.